Messenger RNA from Mucor velutinosus, 498 nucleotides. RefSeq lists its product as uncharacterized. NCBI's taxonomy places the organism in Eukaryota, Fungi, Mucoromycota, Mucoromycetes, Mucorales, Mucoraceae. Bases 1 to 498 code for a protein of 165 amino acids. The transcript has 3 exons. Gene Ontology annotation, cellular component: membrane. Gene Ontology annotation, molecular function: calcium ion binding. The record is from RefSeq and is a predicted model, not a curated record.
AUGAGCUUCCUCUCCAACAGAAAGAGCUCGGCCACAAAGCUUCGAAUCACUAUCGAGAAAGCCUUCAAUCUAGCAGUAGCUGAUGACAAUGGAUUCUCUGACCCUUAUGCUGUCCUCUAUAUCGAUGGCAAAAAGACGGGCAAGACAAAUGUGGCAAAAAAGACACUAGAUCCUGUUUGGAACUUUCACGCUUACAUUCCAUUACAAACCGAUAAACCCAUCAGUCUAAUUGAAAUCUUUGUAUGGGAUAAAGACAAGCUUACGGAAAUGAAAUUAAAAAACAUUUUAAUGAUAAAAAAAGACGCAAUUCAAGACGAUUUCUUGGGGAAAAUCUCUGUUCCGUACAGUCAGUUAUUCAAUCUUAUCCACCCGUCUGGAACGUCCCUGGAUUAUGAUUCACCCGAGAACAAAGAGGUGGUGCUCACACUGGAAAAACGAUCUGUUGAUGAUAAUGUGUCAGGGGAGAUACAAAUCAAGUUUGGGUUGACCAAGACAUGA